CUGGUCGAGCGUCUCAAUUGAAGAGGGCUGCUUUCUCACCCUACUGCCCAACAUAACGCUCCUCUUUCUCACUCUCUCGCGGAAUAUACGCGUGCACAUAUAUUUCUUACUCCCAUGGAUGGUUCGCCAAUUCUACUAGUUCUUGAAUCUUGAUUCAAGAAUUGCUCAAGAAUCUUCGAUACUUUCGAGAAUCCGGUUAGGGUUCUGUGAAUUUUGGUUCUGUGUAUGUAUUAGCAGAUAAUACAAGUUUCUUGAUAUCAAGAAUCGCAGUGCGGACUUUCUUCUAUGCCACUGUGUACAUAUUCGUAAUUUCUACUAAUUCGUGAUAGAAAGCAAGAUUCUUUGCAGGGUUCUUUGAUGCAUUCAAGAAACGCGCUACGGUUGUGAGAUAUUUAUACUGUGUCUAGAUACUAUAUUAUAGCAUGGCGACUACAUCGCAAUCAAUUCGAUACAUUGGUCCGGCGCCUGCCACCAACGCCGGCAAUAUGGACGCUCUCAACCGAGUCUUGGCUGAACUCUGCGUCCGCGGCAAUCCCAAGGAUGGGGCUGCCUCAGCAUUGAGAAGACUCGUGGAGGAACAAGCUCGUGAUCUUAGUGGUGAAGCAUUUUCCCGCUUUAUGGAUCAGCUGUAUGACCGUGUUACCAGUCUUUUAGAAAGCAAUGAAGUUGCUGAAAAUUUGGGUGCAUUGAGGGCCAUAGAUGAGCUUAUAGAUGUUGGAAUUGGGGAGAAUGCAGUGAAAGUUGCAAAGAUUGCAAAUUACAUGCGAACUGCAUUUGAGGCAAAACGUGAACCUGAAACCUUGGUUGUUGCCAGUAAAGUUCUGGGCCACUUGGCCAGAGCUGGUGGAGCAAUGACUGCUGAUGAAGUGGAACGGCUGGUAAAAAUUGCAUUGGAUUGGCUUCGUGGUGAUAGAGUCGAAUAUCGUCGAUUUGCUGCUGUUUUAAUUUUAAAAGAAAUGGCUGAGAAUGCUUCAACAGUUUUCAAUGUGCAUGUUCCUGAGUUUGUGGAUGCUAUCUGGGUUGCUCUGAGGGACCCAAAGCUGGAUGUACGCGAGCGGGCUGUAGAGGCAUUGCGUGCUUGCCUUCGGGUUAUUGAGAAGCGUGAAACACGAUGGCGUGUCCAGUGGUAUUACCGUAUGUUUGAGGCUACACAAGAUGGAUUGGGGAGAAAUGCCCCUGUACAUAGCAUACAUGGUUCAUUGCUUGCAGUUGGGGAACUGCUGAGGAAUACAGGUGAGUUCAUGAUGUCUAGGUACAGAGAAGUGGCUGAGAUUGUUCUCAGAUAUCUAGAGCACCGGGAUCGACUUGUUCGACUCAGCAUAACUUCUUUGCUUCCUCGAAUUGCCCAUUUCCUACGUGACCGUUUCGUAACAAACUAUCUGACGAUAUGUAUGAAACAUAUACUUCAUGUUCUUAAAAUACCGGCAGAGGCCGCUAGUGGGUUCAUUGCUCUUGGGGAAAUGGCUGGUGCAUUGGACGGUGAACUCAUUAAUUAUUUGCCGACAAUAACGUCUCACUUGCGUGAUGCAAUUGCGCCUCGUAGAGGCCGACCCUCUAUGGAGGCUUUGGCUUGCGUUGGAAAUAUUGCAAAAGCAAUGGGGGCUUCUAUGGAGCCUCACGUACGUAGUCUCUUGGAUGCAAUGUUUUCUGUAGGAUUAUCCUCUACCUUGGUGGAAGCCCUUGAGAACAUCACUGCCAGCAUCCCAUCUCUGCUUCCAACCAUUCAAGUACGUUUGCUUGAAUGCAUUUCAGGAGUUCUUUCUCGAAACCAACAAGUUCAGUCAAGGCCUUCUGCUGCCAUUGCUCGUACUAGUAGCACAGCUGCUACUAUGCAAGUCUCGGAGCUCAGUGGUUCUGCUCUUGUUCAACUAGCCUUACAAACUCUUGCCCGGUUUAAUUUUAAGGGUCAUGAUCUUCUUGAGUUUGCAAGAGAAUCUGUUGUGGUCUAUUUAGAAGAUGAGGAUGGCGGUACAAGAAAAGAUGCUGCUUUGUGUUGCUGCAAAUUAAUGGCAAAUUCCUUAUCUGGCAUAUCCUCUGCCCAGUUUAGUUCCAGUAGGACAAGUCGUGCUGGUGGAAAGCGUCGCCGCCUUGUUGAAGAGAUUGUGGAAAAGCUUCUCAUUGCAGCUGUUGCUGAUGCUGAUGUCACCGUCCGGCGAUCUAUAUUUUCGUCUUUGCAUGAGAGUGGUGGAUUUGAUGAUUAUCUGGCACAGGCUGAUUGUUCGACUGCAGUUUUUGCUGCUUUAAAUGAUGAGGAUUUUGAAGUUCGGGAAUUUGCAAUUUCAGUGGCUGGAAGACUGUCUGAAAAAAAUCCAGCAUAUGUUCUUCCAGCUCUUCGUCGCCAUCUCAUUCAAUUAUUAACUUAUUUAAAACAAAGUGCUGAUAGCAAAUGCAGAGAAGAAAGUGCAAAAUUGUUGGGGUGCUUAAUUCGGAAUUGUGAGAGAUUAAUACUCCCAUAUAUUGCUCCAAUACACAAGGCCCUUAUUGCAAAACUCAAUGAGGGAACUGGGGUGAAUGCUAAUAAUGGCAUUAUAAGUGGAGUUCUCGUUACUGUUGGAGAUCUCGCCAGAGUGGGUGGCUUUGCAAUGAGACAGUAUAUUCCAGAACUUAUGCCCUUAAUUGUCGAUGCUUUAUUAGAUGGUGCUGCUGCCAUGAAACGUGAAGUGGCUGUCACAACUCUUGGUCAAGUGGUACAAAGCACGGGUUAUGUUAUAACUCCAUAUAACGAGUAUCCUCAAUUGCUUGGUUUACUUUUGAAAUUGCUUAAUGGUGAGCUAGCUUGGUCUACCAGACGCGAAGUUUUGAAGGUUCUUGGCAUAAUGGGUGCCUUGGAUCCCCACGUGCAUAAAAGGAAUCAACUGAGCUUACCAGGGUCCCAUGGUGAAGUUGCCCGGCCAGCUGGUGAGCCUGGUCAGCAUAUUCGGUCAAUGGAUGAACUACCUAUGGAUCUUUGGCCAUCUUUUGCAACAUCAGAAGAUUAUUAUUCCACUGUUGCUAUCAGUUCCCUCAUGCGAAUUUUUAGGGACCCUUCACUUUCUAGUUACCACCAAAAGGUGGUUGGAUCUCUCAUGUUCAUAUUUAAGUCAAUGGGUCUUGGCUGUGUUCCGUACUUGCCUAAGGUUCUGCCUGAUCUCCUGCAUACUGUUCGUACAUGUGAUGAUGGUCUUAAGGAAUAUAUUACCUGGAAACUUGGGACUCUGGUUUCUAUUGUCCGGCAGCAUGUUCGCAAAUAUCUGCCGGAGUUGUUCUCUCUGAUAUCCGAGUUAUGGUCAUCCUUCAGUUUGCCUGCUACUAAUCGACCAGUGCGUGGAUCUCCGAUUCUCCAUCUGCUCGAGCAACUCUGUUUAGCUCUCAAUGAUGAGUUUAGAACACACCUACCUUUUAUCCUCCCAUCCUGCAUUCAAGUCUUAAGUGAUGCUGAGAGGUUUAAAGACUACACUCACGUCAUUGAUAUUCUACGUACUCUUGAAGUUUUUGGUGGGACCUUGGAUGAGCAUAUGCAUCUACUUCUUCCUGCGCUAAUUCGAAUUUUCAAAGUGGAUGCUUCAGUAGAAGUGCGUCGUGCUGCUAUCAGAACCCUUACUAGGUUGAUUCCUCGUGUACAGGUGACAGGCCACAUAUCCGCCCUUGUGCAUCAUUUGAAGCUUGUGUUGGACGGGAAAAAUGAUGAGCUUAGGAAGGAUGCUCUAGAUGCACUUUGUUGUCUAGCUCAUUCUCUUGGGGAAGACUUCACUAUUUUCAUCCCAUCCAUCCAUAAGCUUUUGUUGAAACAUCGUUUGCGGCAUAAGGAUUUCGAAGAAAUUCAAGGCCGCUUACAGAGAAGGGAGCCAUUAAUCCUAGGAAAUACUGCUUCUCAAAAGCAAAAUCGCCGACUUCCUGGGGAGGUUAUUAGUGACCCUUUAAGUGACACAGAGGAUCAUGAGAGAAUUGAUCCCCACAAGCCUCAUCAGGUCAAUGAAGCUCGAUUACGUGCUGCUGGGGAGGCUUCUCAACGCAGUACGAAAGAGGACUGGGCGGAGUGGAUGAGGCAUUUUAGCAUUGAACUACUGAAGGAAUCACCUUCACCAGCUCUGAGAACAUGUGCGAAGCUUGCCCAGCUGCAGCCUUUCGUUGGAAGGGAGUUGUUUGCAGCUGGUUUUGUUAGCUGCUGGACACAACUGAAUGAGCUUUGCCAACGGCAGCUAGUUCGGAGUUUAGAAAUGGCAUUUUCAUCUCCAAAUAUACCUCCGGAAAUUCUUGCUACACUUUUGAACUUGGCUGAGUUUAUGGAACACGAUGAGAGGCCCCUUCCCAUUGAUAUCCGUCUACUUGGUGCUCUUGCCGAAAAGUGUCGUGCAUUUGCAAAGGCUCUGCACUACAAGGAGAUGGAAUUCGAAGGUGCUCGGUCAAAUAGGAUGGAUGGAAACCCUGUUGCUGUAGUUGAAGCUCUUAUUCAUAUAAAUAAUCAAUUGCACCAACAUGAGGCGGCAGUUGGGAUAUUGACAUAUGCUCAACAACAUUUGGCUGUCCAACUUAAGGAGUCAUGGUAUGAGAAACUUCAGCGAUGGGAUGAUGCUCUCAAAGCUUACACUGUCAAAGCCUCUCAAGCAUCAAGCCCACAUCUUGUUCUGGAUGCAACUCUUGGGCGGAUGAGAUGCCUUGCUGCACUUGCUCGGUGGGAAGAGCUCAAUAAUCUCUGCAAGGAGUAUUGGACACCUGCGGAGCCCGCUGCUCGACUGGAAAUGGCACCAAUGGCUGCUAGUGCUGCCUGGAACAUGGGUGAGUGGGAUCAGAUGGCAGAAUAUGUUUCUCGAUUGGAUGACGGAGAUGAAACCAAACUUCGAGUCUUGGGUAAUACUGCCGCUACAGGAGAUGGGAGCAGCAAUGGGACCUUUUUUAGGGCUGUUUUAUUAGUUCGUAGAGGAAAGUAUGAUGAAGCACGUGAAUAUGUUGAAAGAGCAAGGAAGUGUUUGGCUACAGAAGUGGCUGCUUUGGUUCUUGAAAGUUAUGAACGUGCAUACAGCAAUAUGGUUCGCAUUCAGCAGCUUUCAGAAUUAGAGGAGGUCAUUGAUUAUUGUACCCUUCCUGUUGGAAACCCUGUUGCUGAGGGACGAAGGCUUCUCAUACGCAACAUGUGGAAUGAGCGUAUAAAAGGUGCAAAACGUAAUGUUGAGGUUUGGCAAGCACUUUUGUCUGUCAGGUCACUUGUUCUGCCACCUAUAGAAGAUGCAGAGACUUGGAUAAAGUUUGCCUCUCUUUGCCGUAAAAGUGGCAGAAUUAGUCAGGCCAGAUCAACUUUAACUAAACUCUUACAGUUUGAUCCUGAAACAACUCCUGAUACUGUACGGUAUCAUGGGGAUCCUCAAGUAAUUCUAGCAUAUCUGAAAUAUCAAUGGUCACUUGGAGAGGAUCAUAGGCGCAAGGAGGCCUUUGCUAGACUGAAGGAUUUGGCUAUGGACCUCUCAAGAACACCUGUUCUUCAACAAACCACGCAGUCUGGCAUGACGGGCUCCUCCAAUAUGCCUCUCGUUGCCCGUGUUUAUCUCAAAUUAGGAACUUGGCAGUGGGCACUUUCCCCUGGUUUGGAUGAUGACUCUAUACAAGAAAUUCUUGCUGCAUUUCGAAAUGCGACUCACUAUGCAACAAAGUGGGCAAAAGCUUGGCAUAAAUGGGCACUUUUUAACACAGCAGUUAUGUCUCAUUACACUUUGCGAAGUUAUCCUAGUAUUGCUGCACAGUUUGUUGUUGCUGCAGUUACUGGGUAUUUUCACUCCAUAGCUUGUGCAGCACAUGCCAAAGGGGUGGACGAUAGUUUACAGGAUAUCCUUCGUCUCCUUACUUUGUGGUUCAACCAUGGAGCUACAUCAGAAGUACAGAUGGCAUUACAGAAAGGCUUUUCACUUGUAAAUAUAAACACAUGGUUGGUUGUUUUGCCUCAGAUAAUUGCUAGGAUACAUUCCAAUAACCAUGCAGUUAGAGAACUGAUUCAGUCACUACUAGUGCGAAUUGGCCAGAGUCAUCCACAGGCUCUUAUGUACCCUCUUCUUGUGGCAUGUAAAUCCAUUAGCAAUUUACGGAAACAGGCAGCUCAAGAGGUGGUUGAUAAAGUUCGACAGCACAGUGGUGUGCUAGUGGAUGAGGCCCAACUUGUAUCUACGGAGUUGAUCCGAGUUGCAAUACUUUGGCAUGAAAUGUGGCAUGAGGCGUUAGAAGAGGCAAGCCGCUUAUAUUUUGGUGAACAUAACAUUGAGGGGAUGCUGAAUGUCUUAGAGCCAUUGCACGAAAUGCUUGAGGAAGGGGCAAUGAGGAACAAUACCACUAUAAAAGAGAAAGCCUUUAUUCAGGCAUACCGUCACGAACUCUUGGAGGCCUAUGAAUGCUGCAUGAAAUACAGAAGAACUGGAAAAGAUGCAGAAUUAACUCAGGCUUGGGAUCUCUAUUAUCAUGUAUUUAGGCGGAUAGAUAAACAACUUCAAACUCUUACCACCCUCGACUUACAGUCUGUGUCUCCAGAACUGUUGGAGUGCCGUGAUCUUAAACUUGCUGUUCCUGGAACCUAUAAAGCUGAUUCACCUGUGGUGACAAUUGCAUCUUUUGCACCUCAACUUGUUGUUAUCACGUCCAAACAACGACCUCGUAAGUUGACAAUUAAUGGAAGUGAUGGAGAAGAUUAUGCUUUCUUGCUGAAGGGACAUGAAGAUUUACGCCAAGAUGAGCGUGUCAUGCAGCUCUUUGGUUUAGUAAAUACUCUGCUGGGGAAUUCUAGAAAAACUGCUGAGAAAGAUCUAUCUAUCCAAAGAUAUUCUGUCAUUCCACUCUCUCCGAACAGUGGCCUUAUAGGAUGGGUCCCAAAUUGUGAUACCUUGCACCAUCUCAUUCGAGAGUAUAGGGAUGCCAGAAAGAUCACCCUGAACCAAGAGCAUAAGUUGAUGCUUAGUUUUGCUCCAGAUUAUGAUCAUUUGCCUCUUAUAGCAAAGGUUGAGGUGUUUGAGUAUGCCCUGCAAAAUACAGAAGGAAAUGAUCUUGCAAGGGUGCUAUGGUUAAAGAGUCGCACUUCAGAGGUCUGGUUGGACAGGAGGACAAACUAUACAAGAAGCUUGGCCGUCAUGAGUAUGGUUGGUUACUUACUUGGCCUUGGUGAUCGACAUCCAAGCAAUCUCAUGCUGCAUCGUUACAGUGGGAAGAUAUUGCACAUUGACUUUGGAGAUUGCUUUGAAGCUUCAAUGAACCGAGAGAAAUUCCCUGAAAAGGUUCCAUUUCGGCUCACUAGAAUGCUUGUUAAAGCAAUGGAGGUUAGUGGUAUUGAAGGAAACUUCCGCUCCACUUGCGAAAAUGUAAUGCAGGUUUUGCGAUCCAAUAAAGAUAGUGUCAUGGCAAUGAUGGAGGCAUUUGUGCACGAUCCCCUUAUAAAUUGGCGUCUUUUCAACUUUAAUGAAGUUCCCCAAAUGUCUACACUUACAAGCACACAAGCCCAACCUGUUGUAAACGGAGAAGAGUCUGGUCCUAAUAGAGAGCUGCUUCAACCGCAACGGGGUGUUCGCGAGAGAGAGCUCCUCCAGGCUGUCAAUCAACUGGGUGAUGCUAACGAGGUUCUGAAUGAAAGAGCUGUGGUUGUCAUGGCACGGAUGAGCAACAAACUUACAGGAAGGGAUUUCUCAGCUUGUUCUUCCUUACCAUCUAGCUCCAUCCAACAUUCCCUUGACCACAGUACUUUAAUUUCUGGUGAUGCUCGCGAGGCUGACCAUGGGUUAUCUGUCAAAUUACAAGUUCAAAAGCUUAUUCUUCAAGCAACAUCACAUGAAAAUUUGUGCCAAAAUUAUGUCGGAUGGUGUCCUUUCUGGUAAGUCGGAGAUCUCUACUUGUCCAUGGAUAGGCCUAUGCCUCUGGAGAACCCAAGCGAGCAUGGAACAGCCUGUUGUUCCCUCAUCUUAUUUCUGCUCCAUCUUUUCAGUUGUAAAUGGCUCAAGUAAUCAGAUUAUAAUUUUAAAUGGGAAUAGGUGAUGUAUUAAUUAUUCACUAGGCUUUUGCCCUCUUCAGGGAGUUCAUUUGUCUGUAAAUAAUUUAGAUUGAGGUAUAAGCUGCGCCCAGCUUCCCAUAGUGUAGUGCCAUAUGCAUGGGAGUGCAGUAACUUCGUUGUACAUAAAUGUAUGUAAAUAUUGUACAGAAUUCUGAAAUAUAUAUGUAUGUGGAGUUACAGUA
Messenger RNA from Sesamum indicum (sesame), 8175 nucleotides. The record is from RefSeq and is a predicted model, not a curated record. NCBI's taxonomy places the organism in Eukaryota, Viridiplantae, Streptophyta, Magnoliopsida, Lamiales, Pedaliaceae.